Molecule: messenger RNA, 428 nt
Organism: Clupea harengus (Atlantic herring)
Lineage: Eukaryota; Metazoa; Chordata; Actinopteri; Clupeiformes; Clupeidae
Product: transmembrane O-methyltransferase homolog
Exons: 2
Biological process (GO): dopamine metabolic process; catecholamine catabolic process; developmental process
Molecular function (GO): catechol O-methyltransferase activity
Source: RefSeq, a predicted model, not a curated record
GUGGAGCUGCGUGUGGGUGCGUCGGACGCGGUGAUUCGGCGUCUCCGUGACGACCUGGGCGUGGAGCGCGUGGACCUGGUGGAGCUGCGUGUGGGUGCGUCGGACGCGGUGAUCGGGCGUCUCCGCGACGACCUGGGCGUGGAGCGGGUGGACCUGGUGUUCAUGGACCACUGGAAGCGCUGCUACCUGCCUGACCUGCAGCUCCUCGAGGCCAGCGGGCUCCUGGGCCGCGGCUCGGUGCUGCUGGCCGACAACGUCCUGUUCCCCGGCGCGCCUCACUUCCUGCGCUACGCCCGCGCCUGCGGCCUCUACCGGCUGCGUCUCCACCGCGCCACCCUGGAGUACGCCCACGGCAUCAGGGACGGCAUGGCACAGCUCGAGUACCACGGGGUCAACAUAGACACCUGAGAGGGGCACACACACACACA